AUGGCUUCUGAGGUAAACUUAAAAUUUGCAUUUGCAAAUGCUGCGCAUUCUCUGUGUUUAACAAAUGAAUGGUUUCCGAAUGCUGUGAAACUUUUGCCUUUUAUAAUUAAACGAAACAAUGCAACAGUUGGAGGAGGAGGUGCGCCAUUUUCAAAAGCAUAUUGUGACAGAGAAAUGUGCGAUGUUGAGUUUUUGUUUGGGGACAUAUUUCAACAGGGUAUUUCUCUGGUUACAAAAUAUCUGGCCCAAGAGACGUUUCCAGUUGACAGGACAGAAAGUUUACUGCUUGGAAAGCUGUUUACCUUUAAAGCAGAGGAAAAAUGUAUAAAUGCUGAUCCUCAGAGAUUAAAAGAAUCAGAGUUUGCGGUGCUGUUGGCAAAUCAUCUGUUUGGAAGACUUGCAAUGUCCAACCGCUACAUUGUUAAUAAAUCUAUUCCUGGAAAAAAAGAUGAUCAGUGUUUUUGUAAUGCUAGUUCAUGCAAAAUGACUGGUCAGUAUGGGGAUACUAGUGUAGGAAACAGAGAAGUUUGGCAUGGAAAUGUAGACGUAAUUAUCAAAAGUGAUUUAAUUGUGCAACCAUUGGAAAAUCUGCCUUGUAGUCCUGAAGGAACAGCUCCAUUUGAAGAGAAAGUAAAGUCAUAUGCCCUCUCAGGAAAUGCACAGAUAAUAUCACAGACCAUAGUAUUUUCAUUCCUUCAAAAGCAAAUGCAUCCAGAGAGAGAACAUUUUUUGACUCCAUGCAUUGCAGUGGGAAAUUCUUCAAUGAUCGUUAUGUUCUAUGAUUCAGAGCAUGAUGUUAUCUUAGAAAGUUCUUCCAUACCUCUUUUUCGGACAUCUGGUGAAAAUGGAUUUGAAUUUGAUGAUUGUGCAAUUUUGGUUUCUUGGCUUGCAGUAAAUUACAAGUUUUUAAGUUCUGGUUUAACCGAAGAAAUGAAAAAAUGCAAAAGUCACUUUUUCACUGAGGCACAAGAGAAGUUGAAAAUCUAUGAACAGAAAUUACAACUUGGAAAUAUUUCUUCUCUCCCAGUGCAUAGUUUUCAGAAGAGAUCUUUACAUUGGAGUUCAUUUAUAGAAGAAACAGAAAAUGAACUGAUUGGAAUAAUUCACAGAGAAAAGAAAAGGCUUAAAGUAUUUGAAUCAGAGGAAGGAGGUCAAUGUGACAGAAAUUAAAAUUUCAGAUAUUGAUUGACUUGACCUCUGUUGAACAAGUUUACUGAGCAGAUCUGUUGUCUUUUUAUUUUUUGUCCAAAAUGAUUUGUGCUUGUUCUUCAGUAAAUGUGUUUCUGGAACUGGUCAUUUUUCACACACACCUUAAAAUUUAUUUAGAAGGUUGAAGCUUUGUUGAGCAAUACCAAAGUAAUAUUUGAUAUCUAUUACUGGCCUGUACUAAGCAUUGCAAUGUGUAUUCUUUUGAUCAAUGCAUGUUCUCUUACAUGUGUAAGUAUUCUAAUUUCAAAAAGUUUAUAUGAAGUGCUGUA
Molecule: messenger RNA, 1478 nt
Organism: Saccostrea echinata
Lineage: Eukaryota; Metazoa; Mollusca; Bivalvia; Ostreida; Ostreidae
Exons: 3
Coding region: 1-1170 (389 amino acids)
Source: RefSeq, a predicted model, not a curated record